This is a messenger RNA of Gymnogyps californianus (California condor), 5449 nucleotides long. It is a transcript of the gene HDHD5, whose product is annotated as haloacid dehalogenase like hydrolase domain containing 5. Gene Ontology annotation, biological process: glycerophospholipid biosynthetic process. The record is from RefSeq and is a predicted model, not a curated record. Lineage: Eukaryota; Metazoa; Chordata; Aves; Accipitriformes; Cathartidae. Gene Ontology annotation, cellular component: mitochondrion.
AUGGCGCUGCGCGGCUGCCUGAGGGCCGGGCGGCUGCUGCGCGCCGCGGGGCCGCGGGGGCCGCCCGCCCGCGGGGGCUGCGCCGGGGGCCGGCCGCCGGCCUUCGGGUUCCUCUUCGACGUGGACGGGGUGCUGGUGCGGGGCAGCCAGGCGGUGCCCGCCGCCCGCCAGGCCUUCCGCAGGCUGGCGGACAGCAGCGGGCGGCUCCGGGUGCCCGUCGUCUUCCUGACCAACGCCGGCAACUGCCUCAGGUCGGCCAAGGCCCGAGAGCUCUCCCAGGCGCUGGGGCUGCAGGUGUCUCCGGAGCAGGUGAUCCUGUCCCACAGCCCCCUGCGGCUCUUCAGCCAGUUCCACCAGAAGUGCAUGCUGGUGGCCGGGCAGGGGCCCGUGGAGGAGAACGCCCUGAACCUGGGGUUCAAGCAUGUGGUCACUGUAGAGGCACUGAGGAAGGCAUAUCCCCUGUUAGACAUGGUGGAUCAGAGCCGGAGGCCAAAGGAGCUGCCUCCUCCAACCACUGGCUUCCCCACUAUCGAAGGGGUGAUUCUGUUUGGUGAGCCAGUGAGGUGGGAGACAAGCCUGCAACUUAUUAUUGAUGUACUCUUGAGCAAUGGGAACCCUGGGGCAGAGCUGCAAGACAUACCAUACCCCCAUCUGCCUGUCCUUGCCUGCAACAUGGAUCUCCUGUGGAUGGCUGAAGCCAAGAUGCCCAGGUUUGGCCAUGGCACUUUCCUUUUGUGCUUGGAGAACAUCUACAAGAAAGUGACAGGCCGGGAGCUGAAGUACGAGGCCUUGAUUGGCAAACCCAGCACAGUCACCUACCGCUAUGCCGAAUACUUGAUAAAACAGCAGGCAGAGAAACAGGGCUGGAAGUCUCCCAUCCAACGCCUCUAUGCAGUUGGGGAUAACCCUAUGUCCGAUAUCUAUGGGGCAAACCUCUACAACAACUACCUCAAGUCAGCUCACCAGAACCAGGUCCAGGCUGGGGUGAAGAGGAGCCCACAGCCAGCCAGUCCCCAAACUGAGGAUCACCUCGAGCUGAGGAGGGACUGCAACAAUUCAGUGGAGAGUUGCGAGUCGAUUCUGGUCUGCACUGGGGUCUACCGCCACAAUGCAGAUGUUCCCAGUAAAACGGAAGAGUGCAUGAUGGAGACAGUGUUCCAUGGCCAUCGGGACUUCUGCUUUGACCCCAGCCUGGUGGAGGCAUCUUACAUAGUGCAGGAUGUGAAUGAUGCUGUGCAGCUUGCUUUCAAGAAAGAGAACUGGAGCUAGGGUUAAGACAGGUGUGCCUGAAGAUCUACCAUCAGGGAUUUUAUGUACUGGGAAGGGAAGAGGGGAAGAACGGGGAGAGACUUGGGGUGAUAUUCUUAUCUAGCCAACGUGAAAGAAUACUCCCUGUCUUUGCACUAGAAGCCCCUUGCUUUUAUUGAUACUCACCUGCAAUCCUGACAGCUGCCAGCAGGCUUUCGACUGUGAACGUACAUUGCUGCCAUCUAUAAUUGAGCCAUAAUGGAAACAGGGUAUAAGGAGAAGGCUCGUCCCAGCAAUCCCAGUUUUGUUCAGCCAUCAGAGUUCGUUCUUUUCCACCCUUUGUGUGUGAAGAUCAAAGCCCACCCUCCUCCUCGCAAUGUGUUUGAGGGUGAAGCUCCUCCCUGUGCAAGGAGCCAUGAUCAGCCAGCGUGCCAUUUGUACAAUGUACUACUCGUCCAGUCUGUGACGCGAGCACACCAGAAGCUGUGUUGUGGUAGCACUGUGCCGGGGAAGGCUUUAAGUCUUAACAUUCUCCUUAUGAAGAAUAAGUGCCUAUGGACUUUAGCAAAUUCUGUUUGCUUGGGGAUUUGCCACUGCAUCACUGUCAGUCUGAAACAAAGUCCCAUUUUGCAGUCCUCUGGCAGCUAUGGAGAGGCAGGGCCCCUCAAAGGAAGCUGCAGUAGCCAGAGCAACUUGCUGCGGGGCCGAGGGGAAAGUUAUAUUAUUCCCUCCCCCCUAUUUAGCAUUCUGUGAACACUUCUGCCUUUUCGCAUCCCACUAGGGAGCCAGCAGCCUGCUCUCAAUAGCAGAGAAAACCACGACAGAGUCUGAAUUUCCAGAGUUGUCUUUGCCCAGAACUCAGUGCUGCAGCAAGAGGCUGUUUCAGCGCCCACCCUGAUCCCAACUGCUGCAAGGGACAUCCCCCUGCUCCAGCUGGCACAGCUUCCAAAGAGGGGCCCCUCUUUGGAACAAGGGCCACCCAGAAAAAGUCACAGCCCACCUUUGCUCUUUCCUUGCAUGCAAGGAUUGAAAGAGGAGAUCAUCAAGCCGGGAUGGUACCUGAGCCCCAAAUCCCCAAUCUUCAUCUUUAAGAGUACAAAUGUAUCCGUCCUUCACUUCCUUUUUUCCUGUCUUCCCUCAUGGGGUUUGCAGCUCAAGGAUACCCCAUAUGGUCUGAUCCCUGUUCCCUCCUCUUCCUUUAGCAUGCAGGUAGAGUCCCCCUAACAAGAAUUAGCAGCUGGGACUUGCCUGCCCAGGAACAUUUCCAUAUCCCUAAAUGACAUGUACCUUCUAUUGCCUCUGUUCUCCUAGUUCGGGCUAUCCAGAGAAAGAUCAAAAGACCUGUGUCUCCUUAGACAGUCCAAAGAAGCUAAGCAAGCAUUGCUUGAGAAACUCCAUGUAAAAGAUUGGCUCAGCAAGGAGUUUCUUAAUUCCAGAGGAGCACUGUGAUUUUAGAAGCAUAAAUCAGUCUGCGUAUGUGAUGGAAAGCCUUUGGAGCCAACACAACUGAGUUGGUGUUCCUACUUAUGCUCAGCUCACACCACACUGAGAGAUCAGAAAUAGGUCUGCUCUGCCUCCUCUUUCUUCCUUGCUGCUUUACCAGGCAGCUCCCUGCACAGGGUACAAACAAGAUGUUCUGCACAGAAAUUUGAGUUGUUCUUAAUUCAGAUCUCGGCAUCCAUGUAUACUGACACUCUGCUUCAGCAGCUCUCCAUCUUCUCGAUACUGAUGUCUCUUCCUAGGAAGGUCACACUGCAGAGCAGGCUCUGUUCUUAUGUUAUGCCAGGCUCUGCAUCUGAAAGGGACUGGGUGCUCUACCAGUGACCCAGGCAAAGAGCUCCUUCUCCGUGGCUUCUUUCUCUAUACCUUAUUUUCUUAAUAGGAGCAGAAAAGUACCUCUUCGGGUGAAUUUCCCUCCUGUGAAAUUCAUAGCGGAAUGCAGUCCCUUCCUUUCUCAGCACUAGCUGGGGUUCUUCUCCUUUGUCUUACCAGGGCAAGAAUCGCUUGGCUGCUUCUAAAAGCAGCUGUAAUGUGAGGAACACAAUCUUAGAGCUGAAUCUUUUUGCCUUUCACUGGAGAGAAAAAGAAAUUACCAUUUCAUCUACUUGCACAAGACAAGGGCUUGUCUCCAGUUUCCAGAAGAGUAAGUACAGGGAAGGACUUUCAUAUAACAUAGGGAAGAUCCUUUAGCUUUCAGUGCAUCUCCACAGUCACAAUUGUGCUGUGGACCCAGUGUGCGAGGCCUGAAACUGGAGGUCCAAAACCCGUUUAUUCAUAAACUAGCUCCAGUGUCCCUCAGCCUCACUUUUCAGAGGUGCCAUCCAGUGCAGAAAGAGGAAUGCUCCCUUUCCUUGCAGUGUUUGCUAACUUGGGUGAUAACUUUCAUACGAUUAAUUGGGAACGGUCUUCUAGGCCAUGAUUACAUAGAGCUCAGAAAGCUGGUUGCUGGCAAUAACUGCAAGCCACACCUUCAAUUUGAUAGGUACUUAUCUGCAGAAGUACUAAGGUCUGUCUAUCUGUGCGCGCAGUAACCUUUGGCAGAGCUCUUUCUUGUAAGGCUGUGGUGCCAGUUACUCAAAGACAAGGUGCUGCUGAACCAGUGUUCCCUGAGGGGUGUAGUGCUGCUGAAUCAGCUAUCCCAAACGGAGCCAGGUGCACUGGCUGCUGCUCCGAUGAUGGCGGUAGCUUUGUGGAUGGAACGCGCAGAAGAAUUUUGAGAAAUCACAAGCAGUUUGUAAUUUCCUAUCAGCAUGCACGGCACAUCUCAGCCAGAAGUGAGGUGGGUAGCAAGAUGAAGGAGGUAGCACCUCCUUCAAGAAAGGAAGAGCUUUGCAUUCGCACGGAGAGUGAGCCAGGCAUCUCUGUCUUUGGAAUAGCAGUGGAGAUGAGCUGACUGAUGUGAAUCUGCUUCGGAUUCCAAAUCUGCUUUUAGCUCCAGAUUUGUUUUUUCACCAUGUUAGUGUUGAAACAGAGCUCUGGGAGUCUUAAAAAUGCGUAGGAGGAACUUCAGUGAUAAGGCAUUUAAGAAAUGCUUUGCUUGCGAGUUGAAAUUGGACGGAAGGGAGGAGAAGGAAUCUAGAAGAAUCUUGUACCCUUUCUGCAAUUCUUACCAAGUAAGGUUGCGUAAGAGGCUCUGCUUGUUGAUCUGUGCACUAAUUAGUCAGAUGGGCUGUCCUUAGUCUGAGCAACACGGAGACCUUUCCCCUCUUCCUCUGCUCAGCUCCUUGAAACAGUGCACUUUGUCCAGGUCACUGCCUAGGAAUUGCAUGGACACAGUGGAUAGAGUAGGAAAUCUGGGUUCUCCAGCUGCUGUUGGAUACUGACUUGAUUAUGGAAGAUUUCUACAGACAAAAGUGCUUGUCAGGUCUCCUCUGUUCCAGGAGUUUUGUGCUAGAGUGCUGUGCAGGCUUCUAGCUUAUCUGCAGUUUAUUUAUGGACAUCUGUUACUGCUAGAAUUCAGUGAAAUCCUUUUUCCUUGGAAUUGCAGCUUCCUGGAAUUAGCUUCAAGCGUGGCCGGAACAAAACUUUUCCUUUGUCUCAUGUAUUGCACAGAAGUGGUAUUUCUGAAGCCGUAUUUCUCUCAUUUGGAGCAAGCAUACUUCUGUGCAGAUUAUGGGACCAAGCAGGAGAGGGGACUUCACUUGCUGAUCUAAUACCUUAAUAUUUCUAUGGUGCCCUGCCCUAUACAACAAACAUGGUGAAGAUCUGAUCCUAACAACUCCAUCUUCCACAGAUGGAUGAGUUUCAGUGAAGCCUAAAGGGAGUAUGCAGUGAGGUGAGGCAACUGAGAACAGCAGGGAGGAACCGGAGGAGGGAUAGACCUUGUUUUGGAUCUGAAGCAGAGAGCUUUUAUGUCAUGCAAUAACGUGGUGGUCAGAGAGGUCAGUUCCUUUAUUCCACAGGACACAUGCAACUACUAGCCUGGCGUUCAGGGAGUCAUAUAACACUACUGUCCCCUUUCUUCCAAUCUUAAUCCUGGUGUGUCUUUUUCCCUCCAAUAAGUGGGUAAUGUUUCAGAUUAUGUCAUGUGCACUGUAGCAGAGUGAUUACAUAUCAUACAGAGAAAUCACAAGCUGUGAUUAUUUUGGAUUUCAUAUUAAUUUCAACCCAGUUCCAGAGUUGCUCCUUUGAUCUAGCACAUAUAUAAAAUAAUAAAAUAUGUUUUCUUUGAAAUAAAAUUUAACUUGCUCUGUGUACAUUU